GAAAAAUAAAAAGAAAGGCUUUAUAACAAAAGAUUCUAUAUAAAGCAUAAGAUUAGUGCAGGUACCUUUUAUAUGGAUUAUUUUUAUUGAAAGGUUCUUUUGGAGUUGUUUUCUUAUGUUAAGAUUUAUAAACAAAAGAUUAUGUAGCAAUGAAAGUAGAAAAGGAGGAUAUAAAUUCAAUGAGUUUGGAUAGAGAAACAUAAAUGUUAGAUGAAUUGAAAAAGUUACCAGGUUAGAUAUAUGGUAAAAAUAGGGAUUCCUAAAAUAAUUUGGGCAGGUAAUGAACAUAAUCAUAAUUGUUUGGUGAUGUAAUUAUUAGGCAGAGAUCUAUCCUAUCAUUUAAAAGCUUUAAAAAGGUUUUCAUUAAAAUGCGUUGUUAAUAUAUCUCUUCAAAUAAUAUAAAUAAUUGAAGGAGUUCAUAAAAAGUACUAUUAAAUACAUAUAAAUGAGAGGAAUAAUUCAUAGAGAUAUGAAACCAGAAAAUGUUAUGACUGGAAAAGAUUUUGAAUAGAAUUCAAUUUUUCUAGCAGAUUUUGGAAUUGCAAAAUUUUAUAGAGAUGCUAAUGGAACACAUGUGUAAAUAAUCAUAUUUUAUAUUUAUUUAAUAUCAGUCCAUUCAAAGAGAAUAAAUCAUUUGUUGGUACAACUCGAUAUGCAAGUAUAGGAGCACAUAGAGGAUAUGAAUUAAGUAGAAAAGAUGAUUUAGAAUCAAUAGGAUAUAUGAUAAUUUACAUGUAUAAAGGUAUUUUACCUUGGUAAAUUUAUCAUAAUGUUGCAGAGAAGGAAAAAACGAAAAUUGUUGGUUAGAUUAAAUAAUAAACUUAAAUUGAAGAAUUAUGUAAUGACUGUCCUUAAGAAUUCUAUUUGUAAGAGUAUCUCUAAUUAGAUAUUUUUAAUAUGUUAAAUAAUUAGAAUAUAAAUCUACACCUGAUUAUAGAUAUUUGCAUUCUUUAUUUGAAUAAAUAUCUAUAAAUGGUGGAUUUAAAAAUGAUAAAAGACUUGAUUGGACUGAAUAUACUUAAGGAACAACUAAAAUCUCAGGAGAAUAGAUUUAAUAAGAAACAAAAUAACCAGUCAGAUCAUCAAGAUAAAAUGAUAAAUUUUAAAAUGUUGAUUAAAUUCAAAAAUAAAGGUAUAUAUUUGAUAUUAUAACUAGAUCUGAUGUCAAUAAUCUAUAAAAAACAAUCAAUAACAAUCGUAAUAGAAGUCGCCAUUAAUCAGAAUAAUAGGUUAAUAAAAACAAUACUGGAAAUAGUUUCUCAUCUUCAUAGAUAAAUAGUUAAUAAUCUUCAAUUCUAUUAAAUUAUUAAAAUUCUUAAAUCUCUCAAAAUAAUAUUCAAAUAGGGUCUUCAAAAUUAUUAACUAAAUUAUAAGACAGAGGAAUUAUGAGUUUACAUUAGGAUUCCAAAGGAUCAUUAAUUAAGUAAUAAUCUUCUAAAUCAUUUCGUGAAAGACAUAUGUCCUCUCAUUUAUAAUAGCAAUUCAUUAAUUAAUAACAAUAAUCAUUUCAUAACAAUAGUUAAAUUAUGAAACUCUAAUAAGAAGACUUUUAAGAUUUAGAGGAAUUAGAAGAAAGAUUAUAAAAAGAUAAAUAAUCAAAGUAAAAAAUUUACAUAUCAAUAGAUGGCGAAAUUAAAUUUAUAAAAAAAAUUAACCAUUGAAAGUUAAAGAAAUUCAAAAGAAUUACAAAUAAUUAGAUAACUAAACUGAUUUACAAGGAAUGACUUAAAUAGAAGAUACAAAUAUAGAAAAUAAAGUUAUGAGUUACACUUUGUAUACUCCAAAAUUAAAAUAAAACUUAGCCAAAUAUUGAUUCAUA
Paramecium sonneborni is the source of this 1819-nucleotide messenger RNA. NCBI's taxonomy places the organism in Eukaryota, Ciliophora, Oligohymenophorea, Peniculida, Parameciidae. The record is from the annotation of a GenBank genome assembly.